Saccharomycopsis crataegensis is the source of this 1461-nucleotide messenger RNA. RefSeq lists its product as uncharacterized. The coding region runs from base 1 to 1461 and encodes 486 amino acids. The record is from RefSeq and is a predicted model, not a curated record. Gene Ontology annotation, molecular function: aspartic-type endopeptidase activity. The transcript has a single exon. Gene Ontology annotation, biological process: proteolysis. Lineage: Eukaryota; Fungi; Ascomycota; Saccharomycetes; Ascoideales; Saccharomycopsidaceae.
AUGAUCCUACUCUUCCUCGUCCAUCUCUCUUUGAUCGUCAAACUAUAUGCUUAUCCAAUUCCUUCUAGAAAGAUAAAGCUUUCUGAUACUCGGUCGUCCAAUGGUGGGUUCGCAAAAAUUGGCUUCGAGGUGGUUAAACGUGAGGAUUUAUCCUCUUCCACCUACUCCAGCUGGGACACUCAAUAUUUUGGCUUGCAAGAUGAAAAGGGAUUAUAUUACUUGGUGGACGUCAAAAUUGGUACCCCACCGCAGAACCUCAAAGUCAUGUUGGAUACCGGAUCCUCGGAUAUCGUGAUCCAAUCAGUUACCAAUCCUUAUUGUCAAGCAGAUGAUCAAAGUAGCUCCAUGUUAACAAAAAACUUGAAUGCCGGCUCAAAAUCUCUUCAAAAACGGAAAAACGUGUUGAACAUUAAUUCCGCUACCCAAAUCAGUUCUAAUGCCGUGUCUGAAAGCAGCGAUGAUGAUAGUGAUGUCUAUGGGAUCCAGAGCAAGUCAGCAGUAGUCUCACAAGAUGGCUCAAUAAAUUGUUUUGGUGAAGGCUAUUUUGCCGGAAACUUAUCUUCCACUUUCCAUCUAAAUGAAUCGACUCCUCUAUCACUUAUGUAUGGUGAUGGAACAUUUUGUGCCGGUCACUACGCCACUGACGACGCCCUGAUUGGCAGCAUUGAGAUCAUCAAUCUCAAUUUUGGAUUGGUGGAGCGUGGUACUUCCACUAUUGGGGUCAUGGGGAUUGGGAUCGCGGAUUUGGAAUCGACAAACAUUGCCAGUAAACAGAAGUACCAAAACUUACCUAUGCAAAUCAGUGAACAACACAACCUCACUAAACUUGCCUAUUCCAUCAACUUAUCGACCAAUCAGCAAAUCAACGCCAAUGGAACCAUUCUCUUUGGUGCUGUAGAUCGCUAUAAGUAUCAAGGAUCAUUGGCCACUAUUCCUUACAAACCUUACCAAGGAACAAGCGGGUUUUAUGUUGAUAUCGACGCCAUCGAGAUGUUUUACCAAGGUAAUAUCACCUCCGGUAAACCAUCAUUGAAUGAUACCCUUAAAUUUAGACAAUCUUCUGCUCCCACCACCGCUCUUAUUGAUUCUGGAUCGACUUUGAAUAUGUUCCCUCAAGCAAUUAUCGAACUUGUUUCCACAUAUAUUCCUCAUUCUCUGUAUAAUUCCAAUGGUUAUUAUGUCGAUUGUGACGUCGUGGCCAAUGAAAAUAAUUUCUUCCGGUAUACUUUUGGCAAAGUGCAAAUUGAUGUGCCGUUUUCGCAAUUCAAUGUGACCACUGGCAGGACCAGUGAAGGUUGUCUUUUGGGAAUGGGUACUAAUUCUGGGGGAAGUGCAACUUUGGGAGACCCAUUUUUCAGAGAAUCUUAUUUGGUGUUCGAUUUGCAAGAUCAACAGAUAAGCGUUGCUCCAAUAAAUAGACAAUCAAAUUCGACCAUGGAAGAGUUGUUACUUAUUGGCUGA